This is a messenger RNA of Culicoides brevitarsis, 1221 nucleotides long. Its product is annotated as venom allergen 5-like. Lineage: Eukaryota; Metazoa; Arthropoda; Insecta; Diptera; Ceratopogonidae. The transcript is spliced from 5 exons. Bases 488 to 1147 code for a protein of 219 amino acids. The record is from RefSeq and is a predicted model, not a curated record.
AGUUGCUACAAGCUUGUCUCUGAAAAAUUAAAUUCUAAUCGAAAAAAUUUUUUUUGUCCUAUUUAAAGUUCAUCGAAGGGCUGUGUAAGGAAAUCUCCCUACAACCACCCGAAAAAAAAAAUUAAAAAAUUAAGUAAAAAAGACAGAAAUCCACGUGGAUCAAAUUUCUUGAGUGAAAUGCGGUAAGAAAUUGUAUCAUCAAAUGAGUAAAUAAUCGGACAAAAAAAGAUAUCAAAUUCAUUUCAAGAGUAAACAUUGGUCCUACAAGAAGUUUAUUGAUUUUCGUCUAUCGUCUCCUCUCGCUGGCUAGAGGUGUUGUUAGUAAUUGUUCGUUUAAUGUGUUUGUUAUGUGACAAGUGUCUGGACAAACAAUCGUAACGAACGCCAAAAGGUUACUUUCGACAAGGCAAAAAAAAAGAGAGCGGAAGAAGAAAAAAAGGUGAAAAAAGACAAUCACUGUGCUUGUAAGACAAACAAAAGCAAAACGAUGUCGGUCGGAAAAAUGUCAAGCAAAGUUUGGGUGCUCUUCAUUCAAGUAGCUCAUUUGUUCUUGACAUCGGUGUCAGGAUGCCAAUUAUUAGCUACGGGACUCACGCCGCAAGAUCGCCAGGAAAUCCUUCACAUUCACAACAAAUAUCGUGCUGCUGUCGCUCUUGGUAAAAUCCCGAAUCAGCCGCCAGCUCGGAACAUGCAAAUGCUUCAAUGGGAUCGCGAAUUGGAAGAAGUCGCUCAAACGUGGGCGAACAAUUGUCAGUAUAAGCAUAACAAAGGUCGUCAUAUUUACGAUCGCUUUUACGUUGGAGAAAAUAUCGCGACCACUUGGAGUAGCAUACCGCUGGAUGAUGAACCUUAUGUGGAUCUCAUCAAGCGCGGAUGGUUCGAUGAAUAUAAAAUUUAUAAAUUUGGACAGAUAAUUACUCCGAAAGUCGGGCAUUAUACGCAAUGGGUGUGGGCUGACACGAAUCGCAUUGGAUGUGGCGCCUCGUACUAUUACGAAGAACGAACUCGGAGAUAUACAAAGUUCUUUGUGUGUGAUUAUGGACCAUCGGGAAAUAUCCAAGGAGAAAAGCCCUAUGUCACAGGAAAGCCUUCAUGCAACAUGUGGGGAAUGAAAUACUCGAAAAAGUACUCCGGAUUAUGCUAUUAGUAGUAAACAUAUGGAACGUAGUUGUUAUGAAAGAGCAUCACACCAAAAGAAUUUAAACACAAAAAAAUAAUCAA